GAAUGCUAUGAUAUUUCUCUCCGGAACAUAAACUGUGGGUGCAGCCGCUUCGGGGUUUUAUAUCAGUUAUCUCUAUGAUGGACAAUCAGACCAAUAACAACAAACUCGAUCUUCCACCAGCACCAGCUGUCCCGGCAUUACGACAAAGAGAAAACGAUGAAGACAUCAUGGCUAUGUUAGAAGCCAGAGUAGAUCCUGUACAAGAAGACUUGCCGCCUGCUCCAGCUGUACCGGAAGUACCACGAUACUCAGACCAAGAUGACAUCAUCGCUGUGCUGAGAGCUCAAAGAGAUCGGAAACAAGAAGAGAAAAUGAAGCAGAAAGCCAUGCAGUUUGCCAUGGUUGGUGCCAUAGAGAAGCAAGACAGUGAAAAACUUCAGCAACUGAUACAGGAUGGAGUUAAUAUUGAUGCUGAAAUAAUAUUUACCAGAACACCAUUAACACAUACGAUAGAACUUAAACACGAAAACAUUGCCAUCCAAUUAAUAGACAAUGGUUGCGAUCUAUAUUUACCGGUCGAUGAAUUUCCGUACCUUCAACCAAUUCAUCUAGCUGCAAGGGAAAAUUUGCCAAACGUUAUCAAGAAGCUUAUCGAAAACGAGGUUGAUCCGAAUGUGUGGGAUGCCGAUCAGAUGUCACCGUUGACAAUUGCAAGUCACUAUGGACAUGUAGAAGUAGCUGAAUUGCUUAUUCUGUCUGGUUGUAAUAUAAACUUUAGGGACAGUUGUUAUAGGACCCCUUUACACCGUGCUGUAGAGGUUGGGUCGAUAGAAGUGAUUUCGUUGUUAUUAAAACACAAAGCUGAUAUAGAUGCAAGCGAUAUUAAAGGAUGGACGCCAUUACAUUUGGCAGUGGCUUUGGAUUAUCAAAAUAUCAUCAACCUUCUGAUAGACAAUAACUGCUCCUUAGAUUUUUAUGAUACCAAUGAUAAAACUCCAUUGUCUAUCGCUUGCGAUUAUCUGAGCAAAAGUAAUAUCGACAUUGUUAGAGCAACACAAUUUAGUUAUGACGGUCGAACAAUAGAUUUUCUUCAAGGGAGAUAUCUUAGUCUUUUGCAACGACCAAGAGAACAAAGAGAAUUAUUGCAAACCGUCGUGAAACUUAUAAACUCCGGUGCUAAUGUUGACGGUCAUGAAUUUCGACCUAUCUCUGCUGCUGCCUAUGGUGACAAUUCCGAUACUGUAUACCUGUUAAUCAAUGCCGGUGCCUGGAUUCCUCAGGACUGGUUUAUGUUCUCUCCUGAUGUACAAUUAGGUAAUAAAAUGACACAACUGGUAGACUGGAUAAAAGCUCAAUAUUUGUUACAAAUUACUUUACUUGGGCAUUGCAAAAGGACGAUUAGAAAAAUACUGGCAAAACGAUGUAACAACAUUGAUAUCGGAAUAGAAAGUCUCCCUUUACCCCCUGGAAUUAAAUCCUUUCUUCGAUGAAGACACUCCAGUGAUUGACACCCUCAACAAUUUAAUGCUUGCUAUAUUAUCAAUAAGAUAUUUAAUUGAGAUGACCAAAUUUUAUAUGGACAUUCAUUUGUUAACCUGUGUUUGUGAUGCCUUUUAUUGUAACUGCGCUGCAAUGGUGUGCGGUCUCAUUACAAUACUAUCUAUAUAGAUUUUUUUUGUGAGUUCUAAUUAUUUGAUAAGCAAUUGACUCCUUCGAAGCAAUACACAAUAGCUCUGUAUGUAUAAGUCUUGAGAGUGACCAUUAAUUUUAAGUUCUUGUCUUAGUUUGUCGGACUGUGUAUGACAGA
This is a messenger RNA of Mytilus trossulus (common blue mussel), 1747 nucleotides long. RefSeq names its product ankyrin repeat and protein kinase domain-containing protein 1-like. Bases 75 to 1430 code for a protein of 451 amino acids. NCBI's taxonomy places the organism in Eukaryota, Metazoa, Mollusca, Bivalvia, Mytilida, Mytilidae. The record is from RefSeq and is a predicted model, not a curated record. The transcript is spliced from 4 exons. Gene Ontology annotation, molecular function: protein binding.